AUGUCGCAUCUGACUCUGAGCAUGCGUGGUGUCAGGUUUUCAAGAAUGUCUCAGCCAACUGUGAUGACAUGCAUUGGACAGGAAGAGCAUAAAUUGAUUGUGUAUGAUGAGACAAUUGCAAUGGGAGACUCUUAUCGAGCUGCAGGGAAAUGCAAAGAAAAUAUUCAGUACUGUAUUGCUGAGCCAUUUGGUGAUGUAGAUGAAGCAGUGCGUAUCUACAAUUUGUUGAUUACCUUGAAGCAUCCAAAUCUACUCUCCCCAAUUGGUCUUUGGGCAUGUCGUGGGGGUGAUUUCAGAAAAGGGGAAGUUAAAGCGUUCAUAGCAUUUGUGCCCUUUGACGGUGCUCUGGUUGAUCUUUCAAGGGAAGAAAUAUUUUUAGUUGAGGGCAACAGCUCUAAAGCCAAAUCUUAUGGUUUCUUGCCUCAAGGUUCUAGACUGUUUUGUGACAUUCUUAAUGUUGUCGACUGCAUAAAUGGGCAGUAUGAAAAUGCCAAUGCUGCAACUUCUUUUCCUUUACGUCCACUUAAAGUUAAUCCUGGAAGAAUUGUAUACAAAAGAGUGGCUGAAGGCGAGUAUCAUGUGUUUCUAUGGGCAGAUUUCUUAAAGGAGUUCCCAAGCCACAAGAGGAAGAAAACCAAAAGGGGACGCAAAGCAUGGGCGGGGGCACGGCAUGGCCGUCUUGGCUUCUUGGGAGGCGGCGGCGAGGCUCUUCUUCGUGGUGGGGCUGCGGACGGUCGAGGACGAGCUCGCGUGCGGCUUCUGAGGGCUCGGCGAGGUCGGCUGAGGUUGAGGCGCGCCGGUGUCUCUUGGCGGUCUCCUCGCGUCGGCAAAUCGGAUCCGGCGGUCAAGGACCGGAUCCCAUGGAUCUUCGGCAGUGUAUUUGGCGUCGUGGCGGCGGCUCUGUCCAUGGCGCCAUUUGUCGCCGGAUCCAUGGGGUUCGGUAGCUGCGCCUAA
This is a messenger RNA of Miscanthus lutarioriparius, 954 nucleotides long. NCBI's taxonomy places the organism in Eukaryota, Viridiplantae, Streptophyta, Magnoliopsida, Poales, Poaceae. The record is from the annotation of a GenBank genome assembly.